Bactrocera neohumeralis is the source of this 3399-nucleotide messenger RNA. RefSeq names its product paternally-expressed gene 3 protein-like. The transcript is spliced from 3 exons. The record is from RefSeq and is a predicted model, not a curated record. The coding region runs from base 1 to 3399 and encodes 1132 amino acids. Lineage: Eukaryota; Metazoa; Arthropoda; Insecta; Diptera; Tephritidae.
AUGAGGUUCUUAUCAGCGGCUUUUUUCUUAUUCGGCUUGAUAGCUACCAGCAAUGGCCAUCGUUCGAGACACUCCAGAUCAUUUGGAAUUAAUUUGAACAACCGCCCAAAACCAGACAGACCAAGUGUACCUUCAUAUGGAUCUGCAUAUUCACUAUUGCCAAGUCCUCCGAAAAUACUUGAUCAACUCCCUGUAAAACCCAGUGACUAUUCCGAUAUAAUUAGUAUUCCUGUGGAGGAAAGUAACCCACCAGUAAACCAACCAAGUCUGCCGACAGCAUAUAGCGAACCGUCUCCAUGGAAUUUUGAUUAUCCACGCAGACAGGGCGGUAAUUUAUAUGGUGGACCAUGGUAUUGGCAAGGUUAUCCUUAUUCAUGGAAUAGAGGUGGUAGUGGACAAUCCCAAUAUCCAACCGGAGGAAGUGGACGUUCUCCAUGCGAUAAACAUCGUUCUUCUAAAAAUGCUAAAAAAACACCAUGGGGCAAACAUCACAAAUCUAAGAGUGAUAAGCGGACACCAUGUGAUAAACAUCACUCGUCAAAGAAAAGAAAACCAUCGCCAUGUGACAAGCAAACUCGACCACCAAAACAUGACAGGCAUCCACCUUGUCAUAAAUGUAAACCAACCAAGCGUCCUUACCCUAGUAAACCAGUAACACAAACAACCACUGUUGCACCAGAAGCAACCACGCAACAAUCUACACCACCUCAAAAAAGCACUGCAGUGCCCGUAGUAUCCACAAAAGCACCAGUAGAGUCAACAACUCAACCAAAAGUCGAAACUAGCACACCAGAAAUAAGCACAACUCUACCAGAAGAGCCGAAGACAAGCACUGAAGUGCCAGUAGAAACAACAGAAGCUUCGGUAGAGACGACUGCUCAACCUGAGGUCGAAACUAGCACACCACUACCAGAACAGCCCAACACAAGCUCUGAAGUUCCAGUAGAAACAACAGAAGCUUCAGUAGAGUCGACUGCUCAACCCGAGGUCGAAACUAGUACACCAGAACAGCCCAACACAAGCACUGAAGUGCCAGUAGAAACAACAGAAGCUUCGGUAGAGACGACUGCUCAACCUGAGGUCGAAACUAGUACACCAGAACAGCCCAACACAAGCACUGAAGUGCCAGUAGAAACAACAGAAGCUUCGGUAGAGUCGACUACUCAACCUGAGGUCGAAACUAGCACACCAGAACAGCCCAACACAAGCACUGAAGUGCCAGUAGAAACAACAGAAGCUUCGGUAGAGUCGACUGCUCAACCUGAGGUCGAAACUAGUACACCAGAACAGCCCAACACAAGCACUGAAGUGCCAGUAGAAUCAACAGAAGCUUCGGUGGAGUCGACUACUCAACCUGAGGUCGAAACUAGCACACCAGAACAGCCCAACACAAGCACUGAAGUGCCAGUGGAAACAACAGAAGCUUCGGAAGAGUCGACUACUCAACCUGAGGUCGAAACUAGCACACCAGAACAGCCCAACACAAGCACUGAAGUGCCAGUAGAAACAACAGAAGCUUCGGUGGAGUCGAGUACUCAAACUGAGGUCGAAACUAGUACACCAGAAGAUCCUAAAGCAAGCACUGAAGUAUCAGCGGAAGAAGCAGAAUUACAGAAAGAGAGCACGACUCUAUCUGCAGUAAACACUACCAAGGCUGACAUACCCGAUGCAGAAGAAUCUAGUGCGAGUACUCCUGAAUCUGGAAGUCUAGUCGUAAGCACUACACAGUCUGAGGAUAAUACUUCGGCGCAAGUUACAGAUUCAGUAGAGCUAACCACCCCUCAAUCCGUAAACAUUUCAACUAACGCAACAGUAAUUCCUCCACAACAUGAUGAGCCCGAAGUAAGUACUGUAGCAACUGAGCAACCAAGUGAAAGCUCCACUCAGGCUGAAUCUGAAGUAACUACUGUAGCAACUGAGGAACCAAGUGAAAGCUCCACUCAGGCUGAAUCUGAAGUAACUACUGUAGCAACUGAGGAACCAAGUGAAAGCUCCACUCAGGCUGAAUCUGAAGUAACUACUGUAGCAACUGAGGAACCAAGUGAAAGCUCCACUCAGCCUGAACCUGAAUCCACUGUAGCAACUGAGCAACCAAGUGAGAGCUCCUCUCAGGCUGAACCUGAAGUAACCACUGUAGCAACUGAGGAACCAAGUGAAAGCUCCACUCAGGCUGAAUCUGAUGUAACUACUGUAGCAACUGAUGAACCAAGUGAAAGCUCCACUCAGCCUGAAUCUGAAGUAUCCACUGUAGCAACUGAGCAACCAAGUGAAAGCUCCUCUCAGGCUGAACCUGAAGUAAGCACUGUAGCAACUGAGGAACCAAGUGAAAGCUCUACUCAGCCUGAAUCUGAAGUAACUACUCUAGCAACUGAGGAACCAAGUGAAAGCUCCACUCAGGCUGAAUCUGAAGUAUCCACUGUAGCAACUGAGCAACCAAGUGAGAGCUCCUCUCAGGCUGAACCUGAAGUAACCACUGUAGCAACUGAGGAACCAAGUGAAAGCUCCACUCAGGCUGAAUCUGAUGUAACUACUGUAGCAACUGAUGAACCAAGUGAAAGCUCCACUCAGCCUGAAUCUGAAGUAUCCACUGUAGCAACUGAGCAACCAAGUGAAAGCUCCUCUCAGGCUGAACCUGAAGUAAGCACUGUAGCAACUGAGGAACCAAGUGAAAGCUCUACUCAGCCUGAAUCUGAAGUAACUACUCUAGCAACUGAGGAACCAAGUGAAAGCUCCACUCAGGCUGAAUCUGAAGUAUCCACUGUAGCAACUGAGCAACCAAGUGAGAGCUCCUCUCAGGCUGAACCUGAAGUAACCACUGUAGUAACUGAGGAACCAAGUGAAAGCUCCACUCAGGCUGGAUCUGAAGUAAGUACUGUAGUAACUGAGGAACCAAGAGAAAGCUCCACUCAGCCUGAACCUGAAGUAACUACUGUAGCAACUGAGGAACCAAGUGAAAGCUCCACUCAGCCUGAAUCUGAAGUAACCACUGUAGCAACUGAGCAACCAAGUGAAAGCUCCACUCAGCCUGAAUCUGAAGUAACCACUGUAGCAACUGAGCAACCAAGUGAGAGCUCCACUCAGCCUGAACCUGAAGUCACUACUUUAGUAACUGAGCAACCAAGCACUACACAACCUGAAGAACCAGUUACAAGCACGACCGUACGGGAUUUAAGUACAGAAACUAGUUCCGUAGCAGUACCCACUACAGUUAAACCUUGUGAUCCAAAACCAGGAUGCAAAUGCGGAUGUUGUCAACGAGUGAAGACGCUUGCUUUGUUGAUAUAUUCAUCUGUAGAGAGCGGUAAUGCCAUUGGCAGUAAGCAACCGGAUUGCUCACAAGGCUGCGCCGAUAAAGCGCCUCUUGAUUUAUUCUCUCAACUUAUUGCCAAGCUCAGAUAA